AUGGCGGCACCAUCUAACGGUAGCGGUAAUUUGGUGGAAGAAUUCGAAGAAUCUUUUCAGGCAUGUCUUAACGUGCUGACCAAGCAGGAGGCCUCUCCGUGCGUUGAGAAAGAAGAAGUCAAAGUUGAAGUGGAGCGGUUCAUCGACCACGCGCGACAAAUGGAGGCUUUCUUUUUGCAGAAGAGGUUCCUGCUGUCGGCCAUGAAGCCCGAGCUCCUGGUGAAGGAGGAUAACAACGAGCUGAAGUGCGAACUGCAGCGGAAGGAGGAGCUUCUGCGACGACACUAUGACAAAGUCAGCCAGUGGCACAGUCUACUCGCGGACUUGCAGGGUCACACGGUGUACAACAAAUGUCAGCAACAACCACAGCAGCAGACCUCUCAGGCUCCACUUCAGCAGGCCGCUUCGCCCAUGCAACAACCUUGCGCCGUCCAACAGAGCGUUCAGGCCCAACAGAUGGCAGCGGCGGCAGCGGCCCAGCAAGCAGCACUUCAGCAACAAGCGCUACAACAGCAGCAGAUCCAAAACAGCCUUGCUCAAGGCAUGUUCCUGGCUGGUGGUCGCGGGGGCUACGUUGGUGCCGCACUGCAGGGCCCCCUCGCUUACUUGGAAAAGACUGCCACCAAUAUAGACAUGGUUGGUCUGGGCGAUGGGCGCAGGUGA
Molecule: messenger RNA, 663 nt
Organism: Parnassius mnemosyne (clouded apollo)
Lineage: Eukaryota; Metazoa; Arthropoda; Insecta; Lepidoptera; Papilionidae
Source: the annotation of a GenBank genome assembly